This is a messenger RNA of Sceloporus undulatus (fence lizard), 3876 nucleotides long. It is a transcript of the gene PCSK7, whose product is annotated as proprotein convertase subtilisin/kexin type 7. NCBI's taxonomy places the organism in Eukaryota, Metazoa, Chordata, Lepidosauria, Squamata, Phrynosomatidae. Bases 16 to 2811 code for a protein of 931 amino acids. Gene Ontology annotation, molecular function: serine-type endopeptidase activity. The record is from RefSeq and is a predicted model, not a curated record. The transcript is spliced from 15 exons. Gene Ontology annotation, cellular component: Golgi membrane; trans-Golgi network. Gene Ontology annotation, biological process: protein processing.
GGUGGGAGUUCCUGCAUGGCAGGAUGGGGUUGGACCCUUUUUGGGGUCUCUUCUACGAUCCUAUAUGUCGGGGGUGGUCUUUCCUGCAGCGGCAGGGUCUCCGGGGCAUGUGCAGAGUGCGGAGGCGGGAGACGUCCCGGUCCCUCUCCCUCCGUCCGCCCCGGACGUGACGCGCAGCCGCCGCCUCCAGUCCUCCUCCUCUUUCGCCGGCCCCGAGAGAGCCAGCCAAGCAGCCGAAGGAGGAAGAGGAGGACAGGGAGGACCGCUCCGCCGCCCCAUGACGCCCCGGCCGAUGCCACUCCAGCGGACUCUUUUCUCUGCCUUCUGCAGCUGGCCUGUUGGAUGCCUCCCUGGCGAGGCAACAAGGCGCCACCAUGGAGAGCGGUGAUGGAGGCCACACUGCGCUUCCACAUGUGCCUUUGGCUAAUGCCGGCCUGGAUCCCUUUGCUGCUGCCAAACGGAGUUGCCUGGGGGGCAAAAUUGGGGCCUGGGACAGAGUCUGCCACUGGGGGACCCCCGUGUCCCGGGAGGAUGACCUGGGCAGUACAUUUGAGUGGGCUGGAGGGCUCUCAUCCCUCCGAGGAGGAGCUGGACUGGCAAGCGGACAGACUGGCCAAGGAAGCUGGACUUGUGAACAUGGGCCGUGUCGGGGAGCUCCGGGGCCACUACCUCCUUGGCUAUCAAGUGGCUGGCCAGGGUGUGGACCAGGGCCUUGAGGCCAUCCAGCAGUCUGUGGAGGCAGUGUUGGCACAGCAUGGCAGAGUGAGGUGGCACGCGGAGCAGAGGCUCCUGAAGCGAUCCAAGCGCAGCCUGAUAUUCAAUGACCCUAAAUACCCUCAGCAGUGGCAUCUGAACAACCGCAAGAGUCCCGGAAUGGACAUCAAUGUGACAGGCGUGUGGGAGAGGAACGUGACAGGCCAGGGCGUGACAGUGGUGGUUGUGGAUGAUGGCGUGGAGCACACCAUUGAGGACAUCCAGCCCAACUACAGCCCUGAAGGUAGUUAUGACUUGAACUCCAAUGAUCCAGAUCCCAUGCCUCAUCCGGAUGAGGAAAACGGCAACCACCAUGGGACACGGUGCGCUGGGGAAAUUGCAGCUGUCUCCAACAACAGCUUCUGCGCAGUGGGUGUUGCCUACGGGAGCCGGAUCGCAGGGAUCCGUGUGCUCGACGGGCCACUCACGGACAGCAUGGAGGCUGUUGCUUUCAACAAGCAUUACCAGAUCAAUGAUAUCUACAGCUGCAGCUGGGGUCCAGAUGAUGAUGGCAAAACUGUGGAUGGUCCUCACCAGCUUGGAAAGGCCGCCUUGCAGCAUGGUGUGAUGGCUGGCCGUCGGGGCUUUGGCAGCAUUUUUGUGGUGGCCAGUGGCAAUGGAGGGCACCACAAUGACAACUGCAACUAUGAUGGCUAUGCCAACUCCAUCUACACUGUCACCAUAGGUGCUGUGGAUGAGAUGGGCUACAUGCCUUUCUAUGCCGAGGAGUGUGCCUCCAUGCUGGCUGUGACGUUUAGCGGUGGUGACAAACUCAUGAGGAGCAUUGCCACCACAGACUGGGAUUUGCAGAGGGGCACUGGAUGCACCGAGGGGCAUACAGGGACCUCGGCUGCUGCCCCAUUGGCCGCUGGCAUGAUCGCCCUCAUGCUUCAAGUGCGGCCUUGCCUUACCUGGCGGGAUGUCCAGCACCUCAUUGUCUUCACAGCCACCAAGUAUGAAGACCAUCGCGCCAGCUGGGACACCAACAGUGCUGGACUCAGCCACAGUCACCAGCAUGGAUUUGGCUUGCUGAACGCCUGGAGAUUAGUCAACGCAGCCAAGGGUGGGAGGAGGCAGCAUAUUUUUUUAAUGGCAAAUGCCCCAUACUGUCCAUAUGGGCAGCUUGGUGCCAGGAUGGCAGUUGUGGGAGCAUGGUGUGGAGUGCACGUUUUCCUCUUUCCUCCCCUCUCAGUCACCGAAGCAGACUUGGACCUAUCCGGCAUGAGGACCCUGGAGCACGUGGCUGUGAUGGUCACCAUCACCCACCCUCGCCGGGGGAACCUGGACAUCCGUUUAGUCUGCCCCAGUGGCAUGAAGUCUCUGAUUGGCACUCCCCGCAGCAUGGACUCAGACCCUGGUGGCUUUGUGGACUGGACCUUCUCCACUGUGCGUUGCUGGGGUGAGGAAGCCCAAGGCAUCUACCGGCUCUGGAUCCGUGAUGUGGGGGAUGAGGUCCUGAGAGCUGGCGUGCUCAAGCAAUGGCAGCUGACGCUCUAUGGAUCCGCCUGGGCCCCCAGUGAGAUCAAGGGGCGGCAGAGGCUGCUGGAGGAGGCCAUGAGUGGCCGAUACCUGGACAGCAGCUUCUCCUUGCCUUGCCCACCUGGCCUUCAAAUCCCAGAAGAAGAGGUCUACACCAUCACCACCAACACUCUCAAGACCCUGAUGCUGCUGGGCUGCUUUGCUGUCUUCUGGACCUUCUACUACAUGCUCGAGGUCUUCCUGACUCGCCAUCACAGCAGGGCCUUGGACCUAGGGGCCUGCAGAGGGUCCCCUCCCUGCCGUUGGUAUGCAGAAGGAAGGACUGCCACCAGCCUGGAGGAUGGGAUAGAAAUGGAGGAGACCCUUCCCUUGUAUGGCAGAAAGGAGGUGGAGACGGAGACACAGCAACUCCUGCCUUGCCAGGAUGGCCCUGAGGAAGAUGAGGAGGACAAAGACCUCCUGAGCACUGGAGGCAUCGAAGGCCUUGCUCAGGAACAGUUCACUGAACCUUCUGCAGCAGGAGCAGUCUACCUCACUCAUGGCUUACUGACAGCUGACCAAGAGCUCCAGGCCUGCUGAUGGACCAGCAUUAUGUGCCUCGCCUUUGGCUGUUUGUGUCCAUGGCUUAGAACUCAAACGAAGGAUACAACCAAAUCCAGUGUCUCUGGGGUAAUGCCAUGGCCUUCUCCCAGGUUAUUGCCUACCUUGCAAGGGCAAGGGGCUGCUGGCCAUGUGCUCUCCCUAGCCCCCAACAUCCAAGUCUCUCUCUGGCUUGGCAUAGCUGCCAGAACGCACUUGAGGGGGACUCGCUGGAGGGGAGUCAACCUCCCCCCCCUCCCCAAGGAAGGCAACAGGGAGAGAACCUUGCACAGCUGGAACAAAGGAGUAGCCAUAGCCCCAGUCCUGGGGUUGGUCUGCCUCAAGAGGUGGGGUGGGAAGACAGGGCACGGUGGAAGUGUGGCCCUCCAGAGCCCUUGUUUGCACCCACACACACAAGUGCACGCACAUUCACACACUAACCUUGGGGAGCUGCCGAGAGGAGCCCCUCUCUCUGGCAAGUCCUGCUGCCUUAUCCUGCUGCCUGCUGGAAAUCCUUGCACUCGAGGGGAGCCGCAGAUCCUGGGCUGUCCACCAUGAGGCCUUGGUGGCAGCUCCUCUCUGGAGCUCUGGUUCUCAUUGCUGCCUUUUCUUUGCACUUGGUGCUUCUCUCCUCCCUUGAGUUGCUUGCUUGCUGGUCCCGCAGUGGCCAGCAGAUGGGGAGAGGGCUAGCACAGGCAGGGUAGCACGGCCAAAGCCAAGGUGGGCAUCCACAGGCCUGCCUUUCUGUACUGAUGUCUGAUGCAGGAGGACUGGGGGGGGGGGUUCAUGCGCUGAGGGUCGCAUCAGCAACCAAGACAGCUCUGGGCCCUGAGAUUGUGUUGCUGAAUGAGCCUCUCCUUUUUUCUUUGCUGAAGGAGAUAGAUUUGGGUUUUUCAUUCUCUGUGAGGCUGAAGAGAUGGUGGGCCCUUCGUCCUCUCUCCCAAAGUCACUGUCAUCAAGCUUGGGGAUUAUUAUUUUUUUUAAUUUGCAUUUUUUAAAAUAAAAAAAGUUAACAGCAGAACCUUUUUCUUUGCAGCUUUCCAAAAUAAACCCAUUCAAACCAAA